GAAACACACAUUCUUCUCAUACUGCAGACCAGGCAGGGGGAACUUCCUGCCGUUUCUCCCACACCGCUUCCUCUUUACAGUGUAGCAUGAAACUUGCGGGGAAGGACGAAGUCUUUGUGGCAGCGAAGAGGUUCCCUUUCCUGGAAAAAAGGAUUCGAACUCGCAGCGAAAGCCAAAAGUGAGCAGCAGCAGAGAAUUGGGUUGGUGUAAAAGGAGGUUCAGUGCAGCCGAAGGAGUCGCUUCAGUUCGCUUCGGAGUAAAUAAGAGUAAACGAUGUUUCCUCGAGCUGACUGACCAAGAAAGUGAACGGAAGCGGCUCUGCAGAAAGGGACUGUAGACCGUGGGCAGGGUUUGUCCUUCCAUGAGGUGGGUGAUUGAUGUGAGGCAGAGAUGAGGACGACAGCUGAGGAAUCAUCAAACAGCAACAACAGUGUGGGUGGUGGAUUGGGUGGCGGCAGCACUGUCCUGCAGCGCCUCCUGCAGGAGCAGAUGAACCGUAAUUACAUGCUGCAACAGCAACAACAACAAGGAGGAGUAGCAGGGGGAGGUGGGGGCUACUCAGGACACGGACAGGUUGGCCCCUCCGAUGAUCACUCCAUGACCCCCCACAUAGCUCGACAAGAGCCCCAGGGCCAGGAGCUGCAGACAGACAAUGGCCUGGAGAAGUUGGGCUCCACCAGAGUAGGAGGAGGGGUUGGGAGCAAUGGUGGAGGUUUCGGGACUGGGGGAGGGAGAGGUGGCAGCAUUGGAGGGCAAUGCCCAAAUCCAGAGGACCUCCCUACCUAUGAGGAGGCCAAAGUACAGUCCCAAUACUUCCGUGGCCAUGGUCCUCCUACUCAGUCACAGCAGCAAAACAACCAGCCUCAGCAGCCUCCUCUCUCAGCUUCAGUGGGUGCUACCUUCUAUGUCACUGGGGUAACCAGCACCAAGGUGCGUACUGAGGGUCGCCCAACUGUGCAACGAGUGAGUGGUGCAGGAAAAGUGCACCAGGAUGAUGGGCUGAAGGAUCUAAAGCAAGGGCAUGUUCGGUCUCUCAGUGAAAGACUUAUGCAGCUCUCCCUAGCCACCAGUGGCGUGAAGGCACAUGCUCCUGUCACAAGUGCCCCUCUCUCCCCCCAGUUAUCCCCACCAGGCCCACAGAGUGACUUCUACAAGCCGCAGCAUCGUGGCCCCCCUCCAGACUACCCCUUCAAAGGAAUCGGCUCACCUUCAAAUCAGCAGGAACCUGGAGGCCAUUUUUACCAGGAGCAGAGAGGGAGGGAGCACUCGAGGGAGCUGCUUCCUGUCCGAUACCAGCCACCACCUGAGUAUGGUUCAUUCAGGUCCAGUAAGGAUGGUUCGCUUCACUCCCAGAGGCCCCUUCACCAGCACAGUCCCACAUCCUCUGUCACCUCGGUUGGCUCCUUGUCCCGUGCUCAGUCCACCCUCAGCAGCACGCUCGGUGCCUCCCACUCCUCCCAUAUUUCCUUUCACCACCAGCACCCCCAGAACCAUGGUGAGCCUUUCCAUUGCAUUGGGCCCCGCAGUCCACAGAGUCCUAGUAUGCAACAUGCAAGUGAGCCCUUGAACUUAGGGACGAUUCAUCCACCCCUACAGAGAGGUCAUGGUUUCUCACGUGACCCCUAUGGCUCUACCCCAAGGAUGCACCAUCAGCAACAGCACCAUCAGUAUCAUCAUCAUCAUCAGCAGCAGCAGCAGCAGCAGCUGCAAGGACACUUCCAGCUGCCAGUCCAGGCUGGAAAUUUCCCCCAUCCGCACUCCUACUCCCAACUGCAGGGAGAGCCCUUUGCCAUGAUGGCACGUACCCACCAGGUGGUGGAUGUGUUGACAGAGGAGAACAGGAUGUUGAGGCAGGAGAUGGAGACGUGUCGUGAGAAAGUCACCAAGUUGCAUAAGUUGGAAACAGAGAUCCAGCUGGUGUCUGAGGCCUAUGAAAAUCUUGCCAAGUCCUCCUCCAAGAGGGAGGCCCUGGAGAAAACUAUGAGGAACAAGCUGGAGCUGGAGGUGCGCCGGCUGCAUGACUUCAACAGGGACCUCCGAGAACGCAUGGAGACGGCCAACAAACAACUUGCUGCUAAAGAGUUUGAUGGCUCAGAGGACAGUCGCAAAACCAUCUCCCAGCUGGUCACACAGAACAAAGAAACACUUCGUGAGAAGGAGAAGCUGGAGAUGGAGGUGAACUCACUGCGCUCCACCACUGAAGAUCAAAGGAGACACAUUGAGAUCAGAGACCAGGCACUCAACAAUGCUCAGGCCAAGGUAGUCAAGCUGGAGGAGGAGCUGAAAAAGAAGCAGGUUUACGUGGAGAAAGUGGAGAGGAUGCAACAAGCCUUGGCUCAGCUUCAGGCAGCUUGUGAGAAGAGGGAGCAACUCGAGCAUCGUCUCCGUACGAGACUGGAAAAGGAGCUGGAGUCAUUGCGCAUGCAGCAGCGUCAGGGAGCCUCUCACAGCAGUGGUGGGGUCCCAUCUGAGUACAAUGCCACAGUGCUGAUAGAACACCUACGGGAGAAGGAGGAGAAGAUCCUGGCUCUGGAGGCCGACAUGACCAAGUGGGAGCAGAAAUACUUGGAGGAGUGUGUGAUGAGGCAGUUUGCAUUGGAUGCCGCCGCCUCUGUCGCCACGCAGAGGGAUACAUCUGCAUCAAUGAUCAGCCACUCUUCCAACAGCAGCUAUGAUACAUCAGUAGAGGCUCGAAUCCAGAAGGAAGAAGAAGAGAUUCUCAUGGCCAAUCGGCGCUGUCUGGACAUGGAAAGCAGGAUAAAGAAUCUGCAUGCCCAGAUCAUAGAAAAGGAUGCCAUGAUCAAGGUGCUCCACCAGCGCUCAAGGAAGGAGCCCAUCAAGUCAGACCUACCGUCUGCAAUGAGGCCCUCCAAGUCCCUGAUGUCAAUCUCCAACAGUGGCUCCGGUGGAUCAGGACUGCUCUCUCACAGCUUAGGACUGAGUAGUUCGCCCAUCACUGAAGAACGCAAGGACACCUGCUGGAAAGGCAGUCUGGGGCUUCUGCUGGGUCCUGAGUUUCGUACAGAGUCUCUCAGGACAGAAUCAAUCUCCUCAUCCCCCUCCCCAGUGCUUCCCUCCACCCCGAUGACCACAGGCCAUUCAAAGACGGGCAGCAGGGACAGUUGCACGCAGACCGACAAGGGUCAAGGUCAGGAUACCAGCAAGCCCAGCACUCCAGCAGUUCAGAGCAUGACACUGCCUGCCCGCCUUUCCAGCCCCGGCCCCAUCUACAUCCCUGACCGCAUAGCAGGCCCUUUAUCUCCAGGUAGAGAGAAGAUGAGGGGGGGAAUUUUCCAGAGCCAAGAGAGCUUGGUGAAGCCAGAUGUGGCGGCGUUUCACAGCAGCACCCUGGAGCGGAGGCAACCUGUCCAGUCCCACCUACAGCAACAGCUCCACCCAUUAAAUCCAUCCAUCCAACAGGAACUGGACAAUGACAUGGUGGAGAUCCUCAUCUGAUAGAAUGACCUCUCGAAGAAAACAUAUAAAUGAAGAUGGCAGUUAAAUUAGAACAAACACAACAACAUGUAAAUCAUCCUGGCUCAUUCCAAACACCAGCUGACCCUCAUGAGACACAUUUUCUAAUCUUUACACACGCAUGCAUUCAAACACAUUUUCUUUAUCAUUUCACCAAAUCACUGUUUGUUAUAGUCAUAUGAAAAACCUAUUAAAAGAUAAAAGCAGAAUUGUGAUAACCUCUGCUUUUCCUAAACUUGAAGUGGAAGUUUAUGGCCUUAUAUUUAUCUUUAUAACUGUGAUGGUGAUAAUGAACUUAGGGACUUAUGUUUGAGGUUUAAUGAAAGUCUUUGAGAGUUUUCAUUCCUUUUGUAUUCUUGAAAAAGUUGACAGGAAUAAUGAGAUGGAAUUUAAACAGGGUAUUUACUGGGUGAAAAUUAGGCAGAGGUGGUACCGUCAGACCUUGCAGGGGUGGGGGAGCCAUGCACAGCUCCACUUCCCAGGUACAGUGCACUGAGCAGGGGCAAAGACCCAGGGACCUCUGACCCCUCCACUGCCCAGGCUAGAGUGAGCACAUCCCUGCCACAGCGCCACCAAGCCUUGGGCAGACACCCAGGGAUCGAUAAACAGCUCCACUAAGUCCGCUUACAGUGUUCAUUUUGGGUAUUUUCAUAGAUGUGUGUACCGUAAAAAAGUUAUAUUUUACAGUUGUCUCUGUCACUAAUUUACUGCCCCUCUCUGUGUCUCUAUCAUUUUUGCACUGUGCACUGCCAACCGAAUCAAGCCAAACUGAGCCGUCCUGCCAUCUCUUACGGCUCUCCAUACAUUGCCGAAGUUCACAAAUUCUGUUGUUUUUACCCAGUCUAAGUUUACACAUGGGUCUGAUGACACAGUUUGUGUGAGUGUGUCUGGCUGUCUGCUUGUUGGCAAGAGAGGAAGAGAGCGAGCGGAGUUUGAACAGCUCUGAAGAAAGAUUUAACUAAUUUGGUAAAAGUAUGGAUCAUUUUGUGGUGAUCAGUGUUUAUGUUGUGGCGUCAUUUAAAAUAAAUCAAUGUUUAACCUGAAGAACACAAGGAACGCACUUUGUUUAUAGUAAUCAACUGCUUAUAAUGAUCCAUUUGGCCCAGGAUAAACAUGAUCACUACAAGCUGUUUCCACUGUACUAGAAUUUUGUCGAGAGGCGGCAUAAAAUUUGAUGGAGGCAGUUGCCUCACAAUACUCUAUGCAGUAAAAAAAGACCUGAUAUAUAUGUAUAAAAAGAGUAGACCAAGCUCCACCUAAAAAAGGAAAUUUCGCUCAUUAUCUACUCACCCUUCAGUGAACUCUCCCUUUUAAGGUAAAAUAUUUAAUUUCUUUGUUAGUAUUGCAUGAGUCCCAGUGGUUGGUGACAAAGGUUUUGUUUGAAUGCAAUACUUUUUGACCUGGGGGGUUGUCAUAAACCAUAAUACUUUCAGCAGAUUUUAAGAACUUUCUAGAGGCUUACCAUCUAGCAUUUUUCUUUCAUAACAUGCAAACGAUGCCUAGAAAUUAGACUAAACAAAGCAGCUUGUUAUUUGAACAUGUGACAGAUCUGUAAACUAUCUCAUGCAGUGUUGCUGGAGCCUGGUUAGCUCCUUUGGACCAAAUGUCUUGGCUGCCUUUUUGUUGCAUUUAAUUGCACUAAUUAUCUUUGAAGUGUUUAUUUUUUGCUAUUUUAAUUCUUUAUUACUUCUGACAUUAGGUAUUGUAUUUAUAUGUAAUGUAUUACUGUAGUUAGACACAGCACUUGCAUAAUCAGAAAUGAUGUCAAAUAUAAAACAUUAAUUGUAUAUAUAGUUUUACAUAAUGUAAGUACUAUAUUGGUCUUUGUAACUGUGUGACAUGGUGGAAUCUGAGAGUUGAACCUUACAGUUGUGUUACAUUUCAAGAACUGUUAGUGAGAUGUGAUGUCGCCUGUAUGAUAGAAGACCCCUUUUUCCUGCAAAAUAACCUCAAGAUAAAGUCCUCACGGUUCCUCCUGAAACAGCCCCCGACUAAUAGAUGUAGUUGGUCGGUCACAGGUCGUCUCAAACAGGCAAAUGCUGAUGCAGAGGUGACCAUGUAAAGGAGGGAAGUUUGAGUGUUUUGGAAAGGUGACCACUGGGACUCUCCGCAACAAGGUUGCUGCCUACAUGACCCCACUGGUUUGGGUCACUGUCAAGUGACAGAGACUCUUUAUGUAAUGAAUUCAGUAUUUCACUUACCAUUGUUAAACAACAGUAUGGAGGAGAUUUGCUUUUAGUAUGAUGCACGUAAUGGAACAAAACUGACAGAUGUACACUUUAUUAUUAAUAGCCACUUAUGUGACCGUACCUACUACCCACAUGACUUGUCAGUAUAUAAAUGUUUUUUUUUUAAUUCAUUCAAAUAAACACCAGCCUUGGCACUGUUACGCAGUGUUACACUAUGUCUGCUCCUCCAUCAGAAUGUUAAAUAUGAUUUCUGUUGUGUUAUCAGAUAAAGACAAUCUACUUUACACUAUGCAUUAUAUAAUGCUUUGUUGACCAAAGGUCACAGAAUGGAUUCAAAUCUGCAGAUAAAAUUAUUCUGUAAAGUCAAGAAGAGCUCAAUCCUCAAAAUGUUCAUAUUUCAGUCAGAUGAAAUAAUGUUCAAGUCCCUCUAAAAACUUCAAGAUAUUAGCAGGAAAUUAAAGUUUUUUUAGUGGUGACUGGUAACCUGGUUGACCUAUUCCAGGAUACAAUGUAGCAAUAUAUUUUUUAUGUGUGUGGUUAAAUAUUUCGGAUGAGGUUAAUAUAUUCUAAUUAAAUAUUUCAACUGAAAACCAAACCUUUUUGACCAAAUAUCUAUUAAUGGUCAGCCAAUGAAUGUUUCAAAUUUAGAUGGUCAGUAGUAGCAUUUCAUGGCGAAGACACACUGAUAUGUUGUAAGUUACCUGAUGAAAUAAGGACUCAGACCACUACUUAACCUCCUCAUCAAAAAUGAUGUUAUUUUUUUCUCAACAGAAAUCCACAUUCCUCAAUUGAGAUCAUGUGAAAAUCAAGUUGCUUUCCCUUUCUCGCACAGAAUAUGCAGCAACCUGUAUUUUGAGUGAAACAUGUUUAUUGCACUCAUCACAUUUUAGCUCACUGUUGAAUCCGUCGCCGUUUUAGUAUUGGUUAAUAGAUAUGUUGACAAAUUUUGCCAUCACUAGCACGUGAAGCUUCCUUCAUACUGAUAUUGUUAAAUGUCUAUCAAUGUGUUGCCAUGUGUCCUGUUCGGCUUAGCAAAAAGUUUAAAGACAUCUGACCGUCUGGGAAUCACAAAGCGUCAGGUGGAAUCAGUGUAGCUGGCUAAUGUUAAGAGUGCAAUCUUCACAAAGUAAUCAUUUGAAAAGCUGCUUUAUCUUCACAUUGACCAUAGAGAGUUUGGUUUCAGAGUUAAAUUGGUUUCCUCAGCCCAGACCCAUAUGAACUGGUCCCUUUGAGCAAAACAAACUCAGUAUUUGUGCAAAACUGAAUUGACCCUUCAGUUAGUGGGAUUCUCAGGCUUAGACCAAACACAUUUCACUGCAUGUUUUUUGUGUGACUUAUUUUGAGUAGCAGCUUUUAUUGAUCAGACAGAAACAUGCAAUGUGUACGGUUAGGGUCAGACGAGUUCUGUGUCAUUAAAGCAUCGAAUAGUCUAAUCUUGGGAGUUAAAUAUUCUGUGUUAUGACUCCAAGAAAGUUCAGGGAACGACCUGAGAAUAAGGAUGUCAGCAGAUACUCACAUUUGAGAAGUUGGAACCAGUCAAAAUUUAUUUGUGACAAAAUCAAUUAUUAACACCAAUAAAAACCAAGUCAUUGUUGACUUAUUUUUGUCAAUCAAUUAAUAGUUUCAGCUCCACACAAGGCACUUUUCUGAAAUAUUUUUCUAUCGGCCCUUAACAUGAACUGAUUUAGUGUCAAACAGUGCCAAUACACAUCCCUACAACGUUUCUGAAUCCUACAAAUUUGUAUUUUAACUUGAAACUUGGAUAUGUAACUUAAUAAUAACACCUGUCGGCUCAGCAUAGGCCUAUGUCCUGCUUCAUUCAGUCCACCAUGCAUAUACUCACUGGAGUCACUAUGCAGUGACUGCUUUUGAAAACUGUUUGUCUUUUCCAGGCACUUGUCUUUAAUGUUUCUAUACAGGCUCUCAAGUCAUUAAAACGUGUACUGUGCUUCCUGAAUGUACAAACAGUUUUUCAUAAUGUGAGAAAUUGCUGGCAAAGAAAAACUAAUUUAAAAAAGUUGUGAAGUCUGUUGGGGAGGACUGAUGAAGAUCUAGAUGUUUACUGGCUGUAGAAAAAUAGUAAAAAUGUCAUUGUC
This is a messenger RNA of Pleuronectes platessa (European plaice), 7759 nucleotides long. It is a transcript of the gene amot, whose product is annotated as angiomotin. The record is from RefSeq and is a predicted model, not a curated record. Gene Ontology annotation, molecular function: signaling receptor activity. The transcript has 13 exons. Bases 391 to 3456 code for a protein of 1021 amino acids. Gene Ontology annotation, biological process: regulation of cell migration; angiogenesis; hippo signaling. Lineage: Eukaryota; Metazoa; Chordata; Actinopteri; Pleuronectiformes; Pleuronectidae. Gene Ontology annotation, cellular component: lamellipodium; cytoplasmic vesicle; bicellular tight junction.